GAGCUUGACAGUUGGCUGUGAGAAGUGAGAAUUAAUGGCGUCGUUAACACCGGGCGUUUUGCUGAAACUGUUGCAGCACAUGAACUCCGACGUGAAAGUGGCCGGAGAAUACAGGAGCGCCCUGUUACAGGUGACCGGCAUAGUUCCUGCACUGGCCGGAAAAGAGCUGUGGCCGAACCGCGGGUUUUACCUCAAAGUUUCGGAUUCUUCGCAGGCCACGUAUGUUUCAUUGGCGGAGGAGCAGGCUGACCUCAUUCUCACCGACAAAUUGCAGCUGGGGCAGUUCAUCCACGUUGCCAAGCUGGAGUCCGGGACUCCCUAUCCUGUCCUACGUGGCAUUCGGCCCAUUCCACGUCGGCAUCCCUUCGUGGGCAGCCCUGAGGACAUCCCUGUGUCUUGCGAUUCCCGGGCUGUUGACUUGGCAUUUUCGUUGGACGUUUCGUUUCGCAAGGAGUUGAGGAGAUCCGGCAGUGCCACGUCAGCGCCGUCUGUCGGUCUUCGGUCACCCUGUGUCUCCCAGAAACGCCAGUCCUGUGGUGACGACAGGUGUGGAGAUGGAAAUGGAGUCGGAGGUCGUGAGAUCGAAUCGUGUAAAGGGAGGUCUGUGAGCACUGGGAGUAAAAGGAGGCCCAGGAGCGUUGGAAGAGGGAGUGUUGCGAAUAAGGAGGUGGAGGCGAAGAGCCCGAGGCGAAGUUGGGAAGGAAUUCUAGGAUUUAAUAGAAAGCUUGGGGAGAAAGCAAUUAGCAAAUCUGCUUCUAUGGAUCCUCAACAUUUAUAUUUAUAUUUAUACUACCGCGAGCGCAGGGCCCAGCGUGGGUUCGAUCAGUGUCCUGAAGCACGUGCUUCCGAUCCCUAUCAAUUCAGACCCCAAUUAAUGGCGUCGUUAACACCGGGCGUUUUGCUGAAACUGUUGCAGCACAUGAACUCCGACGUGAAAGUGGCCGGAGAAUAUAGGAGCGCCCUGUUACAGGUGAUCGGAAUAGUUCCCGCACUGGCCGGAAAAGAGCUGUGGCCGAACCGCGGGUUUUACCUUAAAGUUUCGGAUUCUGCACAGGCCACGUAUGUUUCAUUGGCGGAGGAGCAGGCCGACCUCAUUCUCACAGACAAAUUGCAGCUCGGCCAGUUCAUCCACGUUGCCAAGCUGGAGUCCGGGACUCCCUAUCCUGUCCUACGUGGCGUUCGGCCCGUUCCACGUCGGCGUCCGUUCGUGGGUAGCCCCGAGGACAUCCCUGUGUCCUGCGAUUUCCCGGCUUUUGACUUGGCAUUUUCGUUGGACGUUUCGUUUCGCAAGGAGUUGAGGAGAUCCGGCAGUGCCACGUCAGCGCCGUCUGUCGGUCUUCGGUCACCCUGUAUCUCCCAGAAACGCCAGUCCUGUGGUGACGACAGGUGUGGGGAUGGAAAUGGAGAGGGAGGUCGUGGGAUCGAAUCCUGUAAGAGGUCUGUGAACACUGGAAGUAAGAGGAGGCCCAGGAGCGCUGGAGGACCAGGAGGAGGGAGUGUCGCGAAUAAGGAGGUGGAGGUGAAGAGCCUGCGACGAAGUUGGGAAGGAAUUCUAGGAUUUAAUAGAAAGCUUGGGGAGAAAGCGAUUAGCAAAUCUGCUUCUAUGGAUCCUAUUCCAAUGAAGAAAAAACUCUCUGGAAUAAGUGAACAAUCCCCCAAAACAUGUAACAUAGGCUCCUCACCAGUAAAGGUGAGAACUGGACAGGGACCUGCAAAUUUGGGAAGUACUAAUUCACCAUCCAAUCAGAAUUCUGCCUGCAAUAAGACUUGCUCUGAUGCAUCUAUUCCUUGUAAUCUAGUCAAGGCAUCUAUCCAUAACAAGAGGUUGACUGAUGGCAGUAUUGCAUGGGAUUCCCUCCCCUCAAGCUUUGUUGGAGCUGGAAAGGAAGUUCUGGAAAGAAGAGAUGCAGCUCUUUUGGCUGCAACAGAGGCCUUACAAGAAGCAUCAGCAGCAGAAAGUGUUGUUCGGUGUUUGAGCAUGUUUGCAGAAUUGUGUUCGUCAGCAAAGAAAGAUGAGCCUCAGCCUUCUGUGGAGCAAUUUUUAGAUCUCCAUGCCAGGGUGGGCAGAGCAUUGUCUGUGGCAGAUGACCUGGCAAAAAGUAAGAAUUUUGGAGAUGACAAAAGCAAUAUCACUUCAGCAGUGGAAGCUUGCAACCUUUCAUCAGAGGGAAGCAAGAGUGCAAAUUUAUGGAUCCGUGCAGCUUUAGCCACAGACUUGUCUUCCUUUACUCUUCUCAGAAAGCAGACCACAACUGCUGGCCACAAAGAAGCCGGUAAAGAAAACCCUGUUAACAAUCAACUCUUUCUUGUGCUUGACAAUUCUUCAAAAAUACUUGCAGUCAAAGCCCAGAAUUCUGAAUUAUCAUCAAAAAAGGUUUCUCCACCUAGCAAAUCUUUGGGUAGUCAUGACAAGAAGAAUUCACAUUCAAAUGAUUGUGAAGGUGGGCAGACAAAGGCUUCUAUGAAAGCUACUAGGAGAAGAAAUUCAAAUGAUAUCACUGGAAAAAAUGAUGGUGGGAGAAAUCUGAACAGGAAACGCCAAGAUCAACUUCAAAAGGAUCUGCCUCUUACAGAGUGGGUGAAAGGCAGAGGUUUGAAUGAAACUGCAGACUUGGCUAAACAGCUAAUGUGCAAAUCACAAAAAUGGUUCUUGAACUUCAUGGAGGAUGCCUUAGAUAGUGGUUUCCAAGCCAUAGAUGGUACUGAAAGUGGGGUGGAUAAUGAAGGAGCUAAAACUAGUGCACAGUCAGAAAACUGUCAAGUAGCAGGUAUGUUAUCACAGCUAAAAAGAGUGAAUGAUUGGCUAGAUGAGACUGGAUCUACAAAGGACCUUCCUGAUGGAAGAAAGCAAGAAGAAUUCAUAGAUCCAGAACUGGCCAUGAACUUGACUAGUAUAAGAAAGAAAAUAUAUGAGUUUCUUCUCCAGCAUGUGGAGUCAGCAGCAGCUGCACUUGGUAACCAAUCUGUUACACUCCAAAGCAAAGUAGCUAAUCUGAUGGUGGCAUGAAAUAAGAAUUGUUGCCUUCAAACUUGGGUUCUUUAACCAUGUUUCUUUUUUCAAAAGCCAUGAAUAAUUCUUUUGGCUUUCUUCAUUCUGAUGAUGGAUCACGGAGUGUGAUCCAAAAUGUUGAUGCAAAAAUCUUGAAUACAAUUGAAUCCAGCAACGACAUUCUGAUAUCAUAGAUUGUAGAAAUCUCCUACCACUAAUAUGUACAUGGCUUGUGGGAAGAUGUGGUAGCAGAGCAUACAUCUUUUGUAUUGUAGUUCCAUUCAAGCUGUAAAAAUGAUAUCAAGUUUCAACACAGUAUAAAUGAGUUGCAACAGAGAAGUAUAAAGGAUCUUUUCUCUGUUGUAAGAGAGGCAGAGAAUGUUUCGUACAGAGAAAUCUAAUGGACUGAACUGAAUUUCCCUUCUCGAGGGGAUCAGAUUCAUAUUUUUUGAAAAGGGAAAUUCAGUAGAUGAAUUUUUUUUUUUUUGGAAAAGGGUGAUCGUUGGAAUUUGCUGCUGUAACAGCAGUUCCAGAUAUAUGUAGUCUUUUCUAACACUAUUCCCUCAAGUUUUUCUUCGCAACUUUGAUGUCCUGUUUUUUAGGCCAUUACAUGGUCUUACAUCUUAUCUGGUACUCAUUUUCAAGACUUUCUUAAUUCUAAAUUUGCUUCUGAACUUUGGAAGAAA
Molecule: messenger RNA, 3675 nt
Organism: Cryptomeria japonica (Japanese cedar)
Lineage: Eukaryota; Viridiplantae; Streptophyta; Pinopsida; Cupressales; Cupressaceae
Exons: 6
Coding region: 35-3007 (990 amino acids)
Source: RefSeq, a predicted model, not a curated record